GUUGAGACUUGGUAGUUGGGAGUAAUACCUGUCACGCUCAGCCCCUGCAGGUCUAGGCACUGCAGGCUAGCCGAUGUUCCAGGCUCCCCAGGUUCCCCCAACCUCCCCCAAACGUCCUCGAGUCACGGUCAACGGUUUUCCAACUCCCCAGUAGUUAUCUACCCGCGCCGUCAAACUCAAUUUUGGAUUUGACAGAAACACAGUAUUGACAACUUUCAGACGAUAGACAGACUUGAGUCAAUAUUUGCGUUUGACAGUUUACCAAACACCCGAAUAGGAGAGCGACGAUGCAGUCCCCGACGUCCAAACCGGCGUCCGGGGAGCGCACGCCGCUACUGGCAGAUGGAGUACCCUCGCGCAACUCAAGCGACUCCCUCCGCCGCGCCGAACAAGAAGAUGCCGCCAUCCACGGCACCCCACUCUCACCAACGCCCACCGCCCGCACCCGCACCGUCCGUGAGCUCCUCCUCUUCUCCUGGGCCCUCCUCGCAACAGCCGGAGUAAUCGUCCUGGCAGUAGUCCUCCAACACCGCAACAGCACCACCACCCCACCCACCCCCACCGACCCCAUCCCCAUCAUCCCCGGCGAUCCAGGCACGGGAACCCCCUACCCAGCCAUCUCCUCCCUCACCCCGAAGAAAGACCGCAAGCGCAACCUCAUCUUUAUGGUAUCUGACGGCAUGGGUCCUGCCUCCCUGUCUCUCACUCGAACAUUCAGACAGCACGUCAAUAAGCUCCCCAUGGAUGACACCCUCGUCUUGGAUCAGCACUUUUGGGGCACGUCGAGAACAAGAUCGUCAAAUUCAUGGGUGACGGACUCUGCGGCUGGGGCUACGGCGUUUAGCUGUGCGAGGAAGAGUUACAACGGCGCUAUCGGGAUGGAACCCGGGUUUAAGCCCUGCGGUACGGUCCUCGAGGCUGCCAAACGGGCGGGGUACAAGACUGGUUUGGUUGUCACGACGGAUGUGACGGAUGCGACGCCGGCGUGUUUUGCUAGUCAUGUUGGGUAUCGAUGGCAGAUGGAUGAGAUUGCGAUGCAGGAGAUUGGGGAGGGGGUGUUGGGACGGUCAGUCGAUUUGAUUUUGGGGGGUGGUAGAUGUCAUUUCUUGAAGAACUCUACCGCGGGGAGUUGCAGACAGGAUGAUGUUGAUGUUGUGGAGAUUGGGCAGAAGAAGCAUGGGUGGGGGUAUGUGGAUGACAGGGCUGGGUUUGACUCGCUCAAGUUGGGGAAGAAUGUGAGCUUGCCGUUGUUGGGGUUGUUUGCCGAGAGGGAUGUGCCGUUUGAGAUUGACCGCAGGCAUAUGAAUGAUGUCUACCCGAGCUUAAGCGAGAUGGCGGUCACGGCUUUGAAGGCGUUGGAGGAGGCGACUAAGGAUAGUGAAAAGGGCUUUUUCUUGAUGAUUGAGGGGAGCAGGAUUGAUCACGCGGGACAUAUCAAUGAUCCGGCGGCGCAGGUGAGGGAGGUGUUGGAGUAUGACAAGACUUUUAACGCCGUGUUGGAGUUUAUCGAGGAGUCGGAUACGGAGGGAGUUUUGGUUGCGACGAGCGAUCACGAGACGGGUGGGUUGUCGACUGCCUGGCAGGCGCCGAAUGAGCUGCCUGUAUACAACUGGCAUCCCGAGGUUCUGCUGCAGGCGAAUGCCUCGGCCGAGUAUCUCACGCUACUGUUGCAGCAACACAUGAUCGCGAACCCGGUCGAGGAGCAGCAGCAGCUUCAGGACUGGAUCAGGGAGGAUUUGGUGGAGAAGAGAUUGGGGAUCAAGGAUGCGUUGGAGAUUGAGAUCAAUGCUCUGGCGUCGAAUCCUUUACUGGCGAUGAAUAUCUUUUCGAAAAUGGUGAGCAUCCGGGCGAGGAUUGGAUGGUCUACCCAUGGGCACUCGGCCGUGGAUGUGAAUAUUUAUAGCAGCGGGGGGCCGGGGACGGAGGAUAUCAGGGGAAAUGUGGAGAAUAUUGAGGUCGGAGGGUUUUUGAGAAGGUAUUUGGAUGUGGAUGUGGAUGAGAUUACUAGGGAGCUGAGGGAGAAGAUGGUGGUUGAUGUGAAGGAGGCGGAGAUGACCGGGAGGGAUGGGCACCCUGAGGAGUGGUUUGUGGAGGUGGAUGGGCUGGUGGGUUAUACUACGGCUUGAUGGGUUGAUGAUUUGAGAAGUCAGGUUGGUAAUGGCUGAUAUGGGAUAUGAAAUAUGGGACAUGAGAGGCGUCUGGGUUGAUGAGCGGUUUGCAUUGGUGUGUUGUUGUUGUUGUUGUAGGAGUAUUACAGAUAGAUAUAGCCAGGCGUAGCGUUUUUGUUUUCUUUUUGGUUUGGGUGGAGGUAAUCAUGGCUCUUUUCUGUGUAGCAUUGAGAAUAGCAUAACACGGUUACCGGUUUGCUACAUACA
Messenger RNA from Podospora pseudopauciseta, 2375 nucleotides. RefSeq names its product vacuolar alkaline phosphatase (gene PHO8). Gene Ontology annotation, biological process: dephosphorylation. Lineage: Eukaryota; Fungi; Ascomycota; Sordariomycetes; Sordariales; Podosporaceae. The record is from RefSeq and is a predicted model, not a curated record. The transcript is spliced from 2 exons. Bases 288 to 2126 code for a protein of 612 amino acids. Gene Ontology annotation, cellular component: fungal-type vacuole membrane. Gene Ontology annotation, molecular function: alkaline phosphatase activity.